UAGCCUGCGGCCACCACCUGCACACGCCCAUGUUCUUCUUCCUGCUCAACCUGGCCCUCAGCGACCUGGGCUCCAUCUGCACCACUGUCCCCAAAGCCAUGCACAAUUCCCUCUGGGACACCAGCACCAUCUCCUACUCAGGAUGUGUUGCUCAGUUAUUUAUUUUAGUGUUUUUCAUCUCAGCAGAGUUUUCCCUCCUGACCAUCAUGUGCUACGACCGCUACGUGUCCAUCUGCAAAGCCCUGCACUACGGGACCCUCCUGGGCAGCAGAGCUUGUGCCCACAUGGCAGCAGCUGCCUGGGCCAGUGCCUUUCUCACUGCUCUCAUGCACACAGCCAAUACAUUUUCCCUGCCCCUGUGCCAUGGCAAUGCCCUGGGCCAGUUCUUCUGUGAAAUCCCACACAUCCUCAAGCUCUCCUGCUCACACUCCAAACUCAGGGAACUUGGGCUUUUUGUGCUGAGUGCUCUUCUAUAUUUUGCUUGUUUUGUGUUCAUUGUUUUCUCCUAUGUGCAGAUCUUCAGGGCCGUGCUGAGGAUCCCCUCUGAGCAGGUACAAGGACGGCACAAAGCCUUUUCCACCUGCCUCCCUCACCUGGCUGUGCUCUCCCUGUUUAUCAGCACUGGCACAUUUGCCUACCUGAAGCCCCCUUCCAUGUCCUCCCCAUCCCUGGAUCUGGCCCUGUCAGUUCUGUACUCGGUGGUGCCUCCAGCCCUGAACCCCCUCAUCUACAGCCUGAGGAACCAGGAGCUCAAGGAUGGCAUGAGAAAAAUGAUGACUGUAUCUUCAGAAGCAUUAAACUCUCUUUUCUGCUGCAGAGCUUUCAGAAUGUAACUCUUCACAA
This is a messenger RNA of Motacilla alba alba, 843 nucleotides long. RefSeq names its product olfactory receptor 14J1-like. Gene Ontology annotation, molecular function: olfactory receptor activity; G protein-coupled receptor activity. The transcript has a single exon. NCBI's taxonomy places the organism in Eukaryota, Metazoa, Chordata, Aves, Passeriformes, Motacillidae. Gene Ontology annotation, biological process: G protein-coupled receptor signaling pathway. The record is from RefSeq and is a predicted model, not a curated record. Gene Ontology annotation, cellular component: membrane. The coding region runs from base 30 to 833 and encodes 267 amino acids.